AUGGUGGGAAAACUUAAGCCGAUUCUCCCCUCUUUGAUCCUGCAUAAUCAAACGGCAUUUGUCAAAGGGAGGCUUCUUGUUGAAAAUACGGUCCUAGCGGGUGAAAUAGUGAGUGGUUACCACAAAGAAACGGGUCCCAAACGCAUAACCAUUAAGGUCGACAUUGCCAAGGCUUUCGACACUCUAUCGUGGGACUUCCUCUUCAAUUGUUUGCAGGGGAUUCUACUUCCCGAUCACUAUAUUCGAUGUCUAAAAGCAUGCGUCUGCACAACUAACUUCACCCUAGGCUACAAUGGUGCAGUUCACGGUUAUUUCAAAGGUAAAAGAGGGCUCAGACAGGGUGACCCACUCUCCCCCUACCUCUUCGUAAUAGCUAUGAACUGCCUAUCCCUUAUGCUUAACCAGGCUGCUUUGGAUGGAAAAUUUCAAUAUCACCACCAGUGUGAAGGAACCAAAUUGACUCACCUAUGCUUUGCUGAUGACCUGUUAAUAUUCAUUGAUGGCUCACUCUCCUCUGUCCAGAAUGUUCUUCAAGUCCUCCGUGAGUUUGAACUUCGAUCUGGUUUAGCAGUAAGCAUACACAAAUCUUGCUUCUUCUCGGCAGGACUAUCUCCGGAGGAGGUUCAAAAUAUUACGGAGACCACUGGUCUAAGCCCCGGAACACUUCCAAUGCGUUACUUAGGAGUUCCGCUGUGUACUAAGAAACUGAGCAUUGCAAAUUGUGAGCCGUUACUGCAACAAAUUAAAGGAAAAAUAAGCAGCUGGUCAGUGAAAACGCUCUCUUUUGCAGGAAGACUCCAACUACUAAACACAGUGAUCGCCGGCAUUACUAAUUUUUGGUGCUCUAACUUUGUCCUUCCCAAGCUCUGCAUCCGGAAAAUCAACUCACUCUGUAGCGCCUUCUUGUGGAAAGGAACAGUUGAGGGACAUCACACUGCUAGAAUAUCUUGGGAUCAGGUCACUAUGCAAAAAUCGGAAGGAGGACUUAGUAUUAGAAACCUAUAUGUCUGGAACAAAGCUUGCAUCAUCAAACUGCUAUGGCUACUUUUCUUUCAAUCAGGGUCAGUUUGGGUCGCCUGGUUCAAGGAACGUGUCCUCAAGGGUAAUGUCAACAAUCUGUGGUCAGCAAAACUAAAGCAAACCAACUCUUGGUUUGCAAAUAAGAUAAUUAAAUCGAGAGAGGAAGCUUACGAUUGGAUCAAACUCAGAGUGGGGAAUGGCAGAAGUUGCCUCUUCUGGACAGAUAACUGGUCUCCAUUUGGGAAUCUCCAAAAAUUUCUACAAUCUGUGGGAGACAGGCGACUUGGAAUUGCAGCGAAUACUACUUUGGCAAAUCUAUACUGCAAUGGCGGUUGGAUGCUCCCAUCUCCCCGAUCUGAAAGGCAGCUCUCCCUACACAUUCAUAUGACAACGCUUCAACUUACAAGAGAAGAGGAUAACUAUGAAUGGGAAAUAGAUGGAAAAGUCUCCACAAAAUACUCAACGGGUCAGGUCUACCACCUACUUCGGAAUACAGUACCAAAAGUACCUUGGAGGUCCAUUGUAUGGAACCAGGGGGGAACGCCAAGGCACAGCUUCUUUACUUGGAUGUUGAUCUUGAACAGGUGUCCCACUCGGGAUCGGAUCGCUAACUGGGGCCUCACCACAGACACUCGAUGUCUUCUCUGUGACGCUCUGCCUGAAUCUCGUGACCACAUUUACUUCGAUUGCUCUUUCAGUUGGAGUGUCUGGGAGCCAAUUGCAAGGAGAUGUAACUACUCACCUAUCAGAUCUUGGGGGCACAGCAUUGCGGACCUUCAAUCGCUAACGGCUCCAAAGGACAAGAAGUGGCUCAUCAUCCUCGCUUGGCAAAACACAUUAUAUCUGUUAUGGACGGAGAGAAAUCACCGUCUCCACCGUCAACUCUUCCGAUCGCCUGACGCUCUGAUCCUUCUCAAUGACUCCUAUAUCAGGAAUAAAGCCUCCAGCUAUCGCGACUCCAACAACGACCGGGCCUCAUCGCUUCUUCAACUAUGGCUCUCCACGGCGCCCUCUCCGAGUGUAUAG
Molecule: messenger RNA, 2046 nt
Organism: Eutrema salsugineum
Lineage: Eukaryota; Viridiplantae; Streptophyta; Magnoliopsida; Brassicales; Brassicaceae
Exons: 1
Coding region: 1-2046 (681 amino acids)
Source: RefSeq, a predicted model, not a curated record